This is a messenger RNA of Coniophora puteana RWD-64-598 SS2, 1396 nucleotides long. RefSeq names its product calcium proton exchanger. The record is from RefSeq and is a predicted model, not a curated record. Gene Ontology annotation, biological process: intracellular calcium ion homeostasis; calcium ion transmembrane transport. The coding region runs from base 6 to 1250 and encodes 414 amino acids. Gene Ontology annotation, molecular function: calcium:proton antiporter activity. The transcript has 16 exons. Gene Ontology annotation, cellular component: fungal-type vacuole membrane. Lineage: Eukaryota; Fungi; Basidiomycota; Agaricomycetes; Boletales; Coniophoraceae.
AUUUAAUGUCGCCCAGAAGUCCGCCGACAGAGUACUCGCCGCUGCUCGAAAACGGCGACGGUGCGCAACAGCCCCAGUCGUACACCCACCGCGUUCUCAACGUCAUCAAGGCCGAAGGAGAACCUUCCUGGGCACAUUCAUAUCGUCACUUUAUUUUUGGCUCCUGGUUCAACCUCUUCCUUGUCUUCGUCCCACUCUCCUUCAUCUCCCAUAACCUCGGUUGGGAUGCCGGCCUUCGUUUCUUGUUUAGUUUUCUCGCCAUUAUGCCGCUCGCCAAGCUCCUUGGAGAUGCCACGGACCAGCUCUCGGUCAAGCUUGGCGGCACCCUUUCCGGUCUGCUGAACGCGUCGUUUGGAAACGCGGUCGAGAUCAUUGUGGGGAUUGCAGCUCUCCUCGAUGAUCAAAUUCGCAUUGUGCAGACUUCUAUGCUGGGGUCAAUCUUAUCAAACCUUCUACUUGUCUUGGGAUGCUCAUUCCUGGCUGGCGGCCUUAAGCACCAUGAAGGAAACUUCCAGGUCCAGGGCGCCCAAGCUUCAGCAUCGUUGAUGACUCUUGCCUGCAUCACCUUGGUCAUCCCUGCCGCGUAUAACAGCCUGUCCACCAACGGACAUGCUGUCAGCCAUUGCGACAUCCCCAACAGUAUGGGUGGCUGCCCUUCGUCCGGCCUGCUGGCCAUCUCCCGCGGGACCGCAAUCCUGUUGUUUUUCGUUUAUGGCGCCUACUUGCUCUUCCAGCUCAAGACGCAUCGUGAGUUUUUCGAGGAUCAGGCUGAAGAGGAAACUGCUGCCGAGAUGAACACUUUCUCUGCUGGAACUGCGCUCCUACUUGUCACCGUCAUCACUGCGUUCUGCGCGGAGUAUCUGGUCGCAUCUAUUGAAGAGACCGCAGAGCGGUAUCACAUCCCUGAGGCGUUCAUCGGUCUCAUCCUGCUCCCAAUUGUUGGCAAUGCUGCUGAACACGUCACGUCCAUCUGGAUGGCGCUGAAGAACAAAUACGAGCUCACCAUCGGUAUCUGCGUCGGAAGUUCCAUUCAAAUCGCCACCUUUGUUGUGCCGCUCUUGGUUAUGGUAGGCUGGGCCUCGGGCCACGAGCUCACGCUCUUCUUUGCUAACUUUGAGACUGUCAUCCUCUUCGUCUCGGUUUUCCUCGUCACCAUCCUCAUUAUGGACGGCAGGUCGAACUACAUGGAAGGUCUCAUGCUCAUCACCCUCUACGUGGUCAUUGCCAUUGCCUUCUGGGUGACUGAAUAAUGCGAACUGCGGAAGAAGAACAUCACGCUGUUGAAAGCUGGAAGCUGGAAGACUGGGUCAAGAAGUCUGCGUAUUUAUAAACUAGUGUUGUCCCAGCCCUGCGUUCAUUCUGUGCUUCGUUAGUUAAUCUACAUGAAUUGCGUUAG